This is a messenger RNA of Ostrinia furnacalis (Asian corn borer), 4757 nucleotides long. It is a transcript of the gene pasha, whose product is annotated as microprocessor complex subunit partner of drosha. The record is from RefSeq and is a predicted model, not a curated record. NCBI's taxonomy places the organism in Eukaryota, Metazoa, Arthropoda, Insecta, Lepidoptera, Crambidae. Gene Ontology annotation, molecular function: double-stranded RNA binding; primary miRNA binding; identical protein binding. Bases 214 to 3759 code for a protein of 1181 amino acids. The transcript has 19 exons. Gene Ontology annotation, biological process: primary miRNA processing. Gene Ontology annotation, cellular component: microprocessor complex.
CAUAGCAUAGACAAGAACACACCUGCACUGCCUUCAAGUUCAAGCGUUUCUUGACUCCCCCAAAGUUUUUUUCUGUGAUUUUAAUGUGACUGCAACAAAUUUUGGAUGUGGAAAGUCAAUAAAAUAAGUGUAUUUAUUUUAUGAUAUAUAGUUGUUUAGCGUAUAUAGGCUUAGUAGCUGUUAUUAACUAUAAAUAGGUCAAGUAGGAUAGAAAUGAGUGAGACACCGCAGGACUGUGACCUGCCUCCAGCAAAGAAAUUAAAACGUGAUGAGAGUUGUGAUCUCCCUAAGUCAGGAACUGACUCAAAGUUUGCAAAUGACAAGUACGAAGAUUUCGUUUCACCUGAAGAGUUGGAGAAGCUCAAGGAGUUCCAAGUUCUAGACGAAGUCAGGUCCAACGAUGAAGAUAGCAAUGACGAUGACUCCGAAAUGUCUGAUGGCAAAUCCGAUGGCCUGCCUGAGGAUGAGAUCGAGAAGAUGCUGGAAGAGGAUCUCCCGGAGGGAUUCAAGGGAGCGCCCAAGCCCAAGGAGAGGCCCUAUAUCACGAGGCAGAAGAUCGUGCUUGAAGAGAAAGGCGUGAACUACUACGAGGUGCUGCCGCUGGACUGGAUGAUGGUGCGCCACUACAGCGGCAUGCCGGUGUACGUGCACCGCACCACGCGCGUCUGCACGCUCUCCAAGCCCUACUUCCUCGGCAAGGGCAACACCCGGAGACAUGAUAUACCCAUUAGUGCAAUACCCUGUUUGUCGUAUAGAAAAGCUUUGGAAGAAGAAAAAAAGCAAAAAGAAAUAGAUAAAAGAAUUGCAGAACAAAUUAGAUCUGGCAAUUGGGUGGUUAAUUCUGCUGAUAAUAAUGGAGAUAAGGAAUCUGUAGCCAAUGCAAGUAAUGAAAAAACNGGUAGGAUAGAAAUGAGUGAGACACCGCAGGACUGUGACCUGCCUCCAGCAAAGAAAUUAAAGCGUGAUGAGAGUUGUGAUCUCCCCAAAUCAGGAACUGACUCAAAGUUUGCAAACGACAAGUACGAAGAUUUCGUUUCACCUGAAGAGUUGGAGAAGCUCAAGGAGUUCCAAGUUCUAGACGAAGUCAGGUCCAACGAUGAAGAUAGCAAUGAUGAUGACUCCGAAAUGUCUGAUGGCAAAUCCGAUGGCCUGCCUGAGGAUGAGAUCGAGAAGAUGCUGGAAGAGGAUCUUCCGGAGGGAUUCAAGGGAGCGCCCAAGCCCAAGGAGAGGCCCUAUAUCACGAGGCAGAAGAUCGUGCUUGAAGAGAAAGGCGUGAACUACUACGAGGUGCUGCCGCUGGACUGGAUGAUGGUGCGCCACUACAGCGGCAUGCCGGUGUACGUGCACCGCAGCACGCGCGUCUGCACGCUCUCCAAGCCCUACUUCCUCGGCAAGGGCAACACAAGGAGACAUGAUAUACCCAUUAGUGCAAUACCCUGCUUGUCGUAUAGAAAAGCUUUGGAAGAAGAAAAAAAGCAAAAAGAAAUAGAUAAAAGAAUUGCAGAACAAAUUAGAUCUGGAAAUUGGGUGGUUAAUUCUGCUGAUAAUAAUGGAGAUAAGGAAUCUGUAGCCAAUGCAAGUAAUGAAAAAAAUAACGAAAUAAAUAAUGUUGACGAUAGAAACGAAAAUGUAGUCACAAAAUGUCCCUUUAAGUUUAGUAAUACAAUAAAUGCCGAUAAUGUUGUAUUAAAUAAUGAUGGGUACAAAAACGACAACGUAGAACAAUCUCUAGCUAGUGAAACUACAAACGAAGAUAAAUUAACGAAAAUUAAUUUGCUAAAAAACGAAGCUAGAAAACCUUCUCUUUCGAAGAUUGAAAAUACUUUUGCAUUGCAUAAUGAAGAUACAAAGAAAAAUCUACUUGCAAAGAUGAUUGUUGACUCUGAAGCAAUUAAAAUGGGUACAGAAGCAACUAAAAUGGGUACAGAAGCAACAAAAAUGGGCUCGGAAACGACUAAAAUGGGUACGGAAGCCGCACAGAAAACAUUAGCUGAAGAGAACGAAAAAGAGUGCAAUAGUAACAAAACAAAACAAGCAGAGCCCGUUACAAAGAAAGAGGUGUCGAACGAAACAAAUGAGGACGAAUCUGAGCAUUCUCAAGAUGAGCAAGUGUUGAAUACGGAGGGUGUUAACGAAGGGUGUGAGGUACCGGAGGCGGCGGGGCAAAGGCCUGUGGUGCUCCCUGGGGGGGUGGUCAUGCCGCCGCCGCGGGUGGAGACCGUGGCCACGAGCUGGAAGACGCAGCACCUCACGCCCGAACAAGUCAACGAGUACUGCAAAAGGCUGUUUAAGUUCAACACGGUGAAUAUUAUGCACUUCAUGCGGUGGGCCGACCGUCGCAAGUACACGAAGGCGCGCAAGACGCUGCAGUACCCGACGCUGCCGGAGGGCACCAAGCUCAUCACCAUCCCCGCCGCGCCCGCCAACGGGCAGGACAACGGAGCCAAGACGAACAAGCGAGACUGGGUGCUGAACAUGAACGGACGCAGCUACCUGUCGGUGUUCCACGAGUACGUGCGGCGCGCGCUGCAGAAGCAGCCGGUUUAUGAGUUCGUGCAGCUGGAGAACGCCGCGACCCCGUACCAAGCGACGGUGUACAUCGGCGGCAUGCAGUACGGCGUGGGGCACGGCUCCAGCAAGCGGCAGGCCAAGUCGGCCGCCGCGCGCGCCUCCAUCCACAUCCUCAUCCCGGAGAUGAAGGACGAGCUGGACGCCGGCACCAGCGCGCAGGAGCCCGACUUCUCGUUUUUCGACUACGUGGGCAUCGAGGACCCGCGCAUCACGGAGUUCUGCGCCGCCACGUGCGAGCCGUCGCCGCACGCCAUCUUGCGGACCUGUCUGCUGCGCAACUUCGGCGCCACCGACCGACACAUCUCCACAGAGAUGAAGAAGCUGGAGUUCCAGAAGAUCGAGCUGACGAUGAAGGUGGGCAAGCACAGCGCCACCGUCGUCUGCAAGAACAAGAAGACCGCCAAGCAGCGCGCCUCACAGGCCAUACUACAAGUAAGAUUCCUCCUGUUUAUAGUCAUAAAGCCCGAGAACGCCGCGACCCCGUACCAAGCGACGGUGUACAUCGGCGGCAUGCAGUACGGCGUGGGGCACGGCUCCAGCAAGCGGCAGGCCAAGUCGGCCGCCGCGCGCGCCUCCAUACACAUCCUCAUCCCGGAGAUGAAGGACGAGCUGGACGCCGGCACCAGCGCGCAGGAGCCCGACUUCUCGUUCUUCGACUACGUGGGCAUCGAGGACCCACGCAUCACGGAGUUCUGCGCCGCCACGUGCGAGCCGUCACCGCACGCCAUCUUGCGGACCUGUCUGCUGCGCAACUUCGGCGCCACCGACCGACACAUCUCCACAGAGAUGAAGAAGCUGGAGUUCCAGAAGAUCGAGCUGACGAUGAAGGUGGGCAAGCACAGCGCCACGGUCGUCUGCAAGAACAAGAAGACCGCCAAGCAGCGCGCCUCACAGGCCAUACUACAAGCGCUGCAUCCGCACGUGAGGUCGUGGGGCUCGCUGCUGCGGCUGUACGGCUCGCGCUCCGUCAAGAGCUGCAAGGAGAAGAAGCUGGAGGAGCAGCAGAUCACGCUGCUGCAGGACAAGGCGCGUCACAACGAGCCCAACUACGCGGUGCUAGAGAAGCUUCGCCACGAGAUGUGCAAGCUGCGCGAGCGCGACGCCGCCUGCGCGCCCAUCGGCACGCUGCUGCUCGCCGCCGCGCUGCCCACGCACUCCGGCGCCAACCUCAACAACGUCGAGCUGUGACCCCGUGGCCCCCGGCCCUCAGACACUAGCUGUGACCCCCGACGACGCAAGCUGUGACCCCCGACGCCGCCUGCGCGCCCAUCGGCACGCUGCUGCUCGCCGCCGCGCUGCCCACGCACUCCGGCGCCAACCUCAACAACGUCGAGCUGUGACCCCGUGGCCCCCGGCCCUCAGACACUAGCUGUGACCCCCGACGACGCAAGCUGUGACCACUGCGCACACCCGGUAUAAUCGAGAAAAACUGUGACCCCUGCGCGCCCCACCGACCUUAAAACGACACCGCGACGCCAGCUGUGACCUGUAUACCGCCGCGUGCUGUGACUCUCGCACUCCUGUGACUCCCACGUCUCCCACUGCCGUCUACUGAGAGAAAUCGUGACCCCUAUGCGACUUACUGACCUCAACGACGCCAGUUGUUUUUGCGCUCCGAUCCAACGUUAAACAAUGCGAGCUUUUAACUCACAUUAAGGUCGAUAACCUUAACGAUGUGAGCUGUGACCGCCGCGUACCAACGCGCAACCAAGAAAAACUGUGAUCCCCGCGCUCAUCCGUAUUCAACAACGCCUAACUGUGGGUCACAGCCACGUGUCCCACAGACGUCUACCAAGAGCAACCGUGACCCAAUUAUGACCCUCCGACUCGUCGGUGCCAGAUCUCGCGUGCCACGAUGUCCCGCCGAUGUCACACACUUUAUAACGAAACGUAAACUCGCGAGGAAAUUCCUUCAACUCCAGCUACACUCCCACUCACACUCGUGCGUUGGAUUAAUAUGCGCCGAGCUUUAACUUUGUUUCACCAUCGGAAACUCAAUAUUCCACAACAACUACGAAUACGCUUAAGUAGGCUCAAAUGUACGGAGCGGCUGGUGGUGAAGUGCAAUAAAAUAAAAUCCCAGUUACAAUUGUGACAAGGUUGAUUUCGCAGGAGUUUUCACUUAAGCCAGACACACAGGCAGUGUCUGACGCGUUUUGACGCAUUAUCCAAUUUGUCAGUUGUCA